UAUGUCUAAUAGAAGCAAGUAGAAUGCAUCAAAAGGACCAGGUAAUUCAAAUUAUUAAUAUAAGAUAAGGGAGCAUUUCCAUUAGAUCAUUUUCAUGAGUGUGAUAAUGAAGCAAAAUAAUAUAAUUAAUGCAUCCAAAAACAUGAGAACAUGCCAAAGAGAUGUAGAAAAUAUCAAGUUGACUAUUUACAAUGUAGAAUGAAUAAUGGUCUUAUGGAAAAAGAAGAUUUGAGUAAAUUAGGUUUAGGACCAGAAGUAUAGAUUUAUUCUAAUUUCAAAGACAUCUUGGGAAUCAGAAGAAUAAGAAAAAUAAUUUUUAUUUGAUAAAAUUAAUAGAAUCAAAACCAAGGCUAUGGAAGAAGUAAAAAAAAAAUCAGAGUAAUCAAAUAAAUAGGAGUGAU
Molecule: messenger RNA, 401 nt
Organism: Paramecium pentaurelia
Lineage: Eukaryota; Ciliophora; Oligohymenophorea; Peniculida; Parameciidae
Source: the annotation of a GenBank genome assembly